AUGACAUCUCUGAGCAAUUUAGGAAUUGGGUUAAGCUUAGUAUUUAGUUUACUCUUACUAGCACUUGUUGCAGAGUUAUACUAUUUACUAUGGUGGAAGAAGAAAAGAGUAAUCAAUAAUGAUAUUCAAGAUGAUUACAGCAGCAGCUGCAGUUCAUCAAGUGCAAGAGAGUUUCUAUAUUUGUUUUGCUGGAAAAAGCCAUCUUCUUUGAGUUCAACAGGAUUAAACCCUCAAGAACUCUUUAAUGAUCUUGAACAACAAAGUCAACUUAGCUCAAGCAAACAGCUAUAUUUGAACUCAUUUGGUGAAGAUAGUAUUGAAGCUGAAUUAAUGAGAUUGCAUAAUCUUUCAGGACCACCAAGAUUGUUGUUCACCAUUAAAGAGGAAACUAAAGAAGAUCUGGAGUCAGAAGAUGGAAGAUCUAGAAAUAAUAAAGUAUCAAGAAAAAGUUUAGCUGAUUUUCUUGUUGCAGUUGAGACACCAUUUUUAACACCAAUGUCUUCACCAAGAUUAACUCCUCCUCUUACUCCAAUUCAUAGUUAUAACCAAAGUGGUAUUAACCCUUUGUUUGAAUCAUCUGUUGAUCCUGAGAUGUAUAAGAUAAGACCAUCACCUCCUCCAAAAUUCAAGUUCUUGAAAGAUGCUGAGGAUAAAUUUUGUAAGAGAAGAUUGAUUGAAGAAGCUUUGAAAAAGGUCCAAAAGAAUGCAGCAGUUUCUCCAACUUCAUCAAUGGCUUCAUCAAAUGAGGAAGAUGGUUCUUUCACUGUAACAGUGGUUAAUAAACACAAGGAAAGUGAAUUUGAUCAUUAUCACCACCACCAUCAAAAUUCAUCACAAAUACUACCACUGUCCUCAUCUCCAUCUCCAUCACCAUCCACUGUCAAGAGUUCUAAACAUUGA
Molecule: messenger RNA, 900 nt
Organism: Papaver somniferum (opium poppy)
Lineage: Eukaryota; Viridiplantae; Streptophyta; Magnoliopsida; Ranunculales; Papaveraceae
Exons: 1
Coding region: 1-900 (299 amino acids)
Source: RefSeq, a predicted model, not a curated record